This is a messenger RNA of Lottia gigantea (owl limpet), 753 nucleotides long. RefSeq lists its product as hypothetical. Bases 1 to 753 code for a protein of 250 amino acids. The transcript has 4 exons. Gene Ontology annotation, molecular function: protein binding. Gene Ontology annotation, biological process: signal transduction. Lineage: Eukaryota; Metazoa; Mollusca; Gastropoda; Lottiidae. The record is from RefSeq and is a predicted model, not a curated record.
AUGGCGAACUUGAAGCCCAAAUGGAUGAAUAAAAUCCGUAAGAUAUUGGUAAAUAAUCUGAACCAGAUUGAUGUUUUUGUCACCUAUUUAGAAACCCCAGAAUUCAACGCAACCGCUAAAUGGGAACAGCUAGACAACAAAGAUAUCGAAACACGAUUCACCAAGUUCAUGAACUUAUGGUACGAACAGACUAAAGAUCCAAGUCUAACACAAAUUGUAUCAGCUUUACAAGAUAUGAAUAGAAAUGAUCUAGUCAAUAUUAUACAACACGAUGUCAAUCUUACAGAACAACUUCGUAAGGAAAUUGAAAAGAAUGUAGGUAAUGAUGAAGGAACCCCAGAAUUCAACGCAACCGCUAAAUGGGAACAGUUAAAUAUAAAUAACCCACAAAUAGAAACACGAUUAUGUAAAUUCAUGAACUUAUGGUACGAACAUCAUAAACAUCCAUGUUUGACACAAAUUGUAUCAGUUUUAAAAGAUAUGAAUAGAAAUGAUUUAGUCAGUGUUGUUCACCAGGAUGCCAUGUUGAAAGAGCAACUUAAUAUGGAAAAACUUCCCAUACAAGCCAGUGAAAACCCAAGUUCAUUUAGCAAAAGUGUAGGAAAUAGUGUUUCCUGGGAUAAGUUUCUGUUGGGAAUAGAUCAGAUUUGCGAUGAGUUUCAUAAAUCAACAAUCUAUUCACACAAGAGGGUUGCUUUAUGGACAGAAUGCGUGAGGGGCAAGUUUUCACAAGUGAAUAGAUUGUUUCAAUAG